This is a messenger RNA of Paramormyrops kingsleyae, 3119 nucleotides long. RefSeq names its product minichromosome maintenance complex component 3 (gene mcm3). Gene Ontology annotation, cellular component: nucleus; MCM complex. Gene Ontology annotation, molecular function: ATP hydrolysis activity; single-stranded DNA binding; ATP binding. Lineage: Eukaryota; Metazoa; Chordata; Actinopteri; Osteoglossiformes; Mormyridae. The record is from RefSeq and is a predicted model, not a curated record. Gene Ontology annotation, biological process: mitotic DNA replication initiation; DNA strand elongation involved in DNA replication; double-strand break repair via break-induced replication.
UGUCCCGGCUUUCUUUGUGGCGCGAAAGCUCACUUUCUUUUGGUUGAGGGGGCAGGUAGUUUGCUGUGAGCUGAGAAAAUCAACUAAAAACUGUUAUUUUUUUUGUUCUUCCUUAAGUAAAAUCUCGAUUGCGAAAUGGCCGCUGAAGUCGUGGAUAAUGAAGAGAUGAGACAGGCGCAGCGAGAAUAUUUGGAUUUUCUCGAUGAUGAUCAAGACCAAGGUGUCUAUCACACCAAAGUGCGCGACAUGGUUAGUGACAAUAAAUUCCGACUUAUUGUCAACAUCAACGACCUGCGGAGGCGCAACGAGACUCGUGCUGCACGGCUCAUGAAUAAUUCCUUUGAGGAGCUCCUGGCCUUCCAGCGUGCCUUGAAGGACCUGGUGGCCUCUGUGGAUGCCACCUAUGCGAAGCAGUACGAGGAGUUCUUCGUGGGCCUGGAGGGCAGCUUUGGCAGCAAGCACGUGACCCCCCGCACGAUGACAGCCCGUCUCCUGGGCAGUGUGGUCUGCGUGGAGGGCAUUGUCACCAAGUGUUCCUUGGUGCGGCCCAAGGUGGUACGCAGCGUCCAUUACUGCCCCGCCACGAAGAAGACGAUGGAGCGCAAGUACACAGACAUGACGUCUCUGGAUGCCUAUCCGUCCAGCGCCAUUUACCCCACAAAGGAUGAGGAGAACAACCCCCUGGAGACGGAGUUUGGCCUCUCCGUUUAUAAAGACCACCAGACGAUCACCGUACAGGAGAUGCCUGAGAAGGCCCCUGCCGGCCAGCUGCCGCGCUCUGUGGACAUCAUCUUGGACAACGACCUGGUGGACACCGCCAAGCCUGGAGAUCGCGUCCAAGUCAUUGGGACCUACCGCUGUUUGCCUGGGAAGAAGGGUGGCUUCACCUCCGGCACUUUCAGGACCAUCCUGAUUGCCUGCCAUGUGAAGCUGUUGAGCAAAGAGGUGUCUGCAUACUUCUCCGGCGAUGACGUGGCCAAGAUCAAAAAGUUCAGCCGGUCGCACUCCAAGGACUUGUUUGAGCAGCUUGCCCGGUCGCUGGCUCCCAGCAUCCACGGACACGAGUACAUUAAGAAGGCCAUCCUGUGCAUGCUGCUCGGCGGGGUGGAGAAGGUUCUGGAGAACGGCUCCCGCAUCCGCGGGGACAUCAACGUACUGCUGAUGGGUGACCCCUCGGUGGCCAAGUCGCAGCUGCUGCGCUACGUGUUGCACACGGCCCCCCGCGCCAUCGCCACUACAGGCCGCGGCUCCUCCGGCGUGGGCCUGACGGCCGCCGUCACCACUGACCAGGAGACGGGUGAGCGUCGCCUAGAGGCGGGUGCCAUGGUGCUGGCCGAUCGCGGGGUGGUGUGCAUCGACGAGUUUGACAAGAUGUCCGACAUGGACCGCACGGCCAUCCACGAGGUGAUGGAGCAGGGCCGCGUCACCAUCGCCAAAGCCGGCAUCCAUGCCCGGCUCAAUGCCCGCUGCAGCGUGCUGGCCGCCGCCAACCCCGUCUAUGGCAGGUAUGACCAGUACAAGACACCGAUGGAAAACAUUGGGCUCCAGGACUCGCUGCUCUCCCGUUUCGACCUGCUCUUCAUCGUUCUGGAUCAGAUGGACCCGGAGCAGGACCGCGACAUUUCGGACCAUGUGCUGCGCAUGCACCGAUACCGGAACCCCGGCGAGCAGGACGGCACGGCCAUGUCCCUGGGUGGGACAGUGGACAUUCUGACCACCGAGGACCCCGACGCUGGUGAGGACGAGCGGGAGGAGCUGCAAGUGUACGAGAAGCACAAUGCACUGCUCCACGGCAGCAGGAAGCGCAGGGAUAAGAUUGUCAGCAAGGAGUUCAUGAGGAAGUACCUCCAUGUGGCCAAGCUGAUCACCCCCGCGCUGACGCAGGAGGCGGCCGACCACAUCGCGGAGGAGUACUCGCGGCUGCGCGGCCAGGAGCAGCUGGGCUCGGACGUGGCGCGGACCUCCCCGGUGACGGCCCGGACGCUGGAGACGCUGAUCCGGCUGUCCACGGCGCACGCCAAGGCUCGCACGAGCAAGGCCGUGCAGCUGCAGGAUGCGCAAGUUGCAGUGGAGCUGGUGCAGUUCGCGUACUUCAAAAAGGUUCUCGAGAAAGAGAAGAAACGAUCCAAGCAGACAGAUAGGGACACCGCUUCAGAGGAUGAGGACGAUGAAGGGGACGUUCCAUCUCCUCCAAGGAGGAAGAGGGGUCGCCGUUCGGAGCGUCGCCCUUCUCAGGGAAGUGAACCCUACGACCCUUAUGACUUUGACGGGCAGCAGGAAACUCCAGAAGUGCCGACCCCGAGGGCCAGAGACGAGCCAGCGGAGACCCCAGAGAAUGGUGAGGCGGGGCUGUCUGCAGACAGGCUGAAGGCAUUUAAGGGGGUGCUGCUGGAGGCUUUCCGCUCGGCCCAUGCUCAGUCCAUCAGCCUGACAGCCCUGAAGGAGGCCAUCAACAAGGAUACCCAGACCCCCUUCACUGCCGCCGAAGUGGACUCUGCCCUCGGUCGCAUGCAGGACGACAACCAGGUCAUGGUGUCCAGUGACAUCGUCUUCCUCAUCUGAGUGGAGGCUGUGGGAUGGGAGCGGAGAAGGAACAGGGCUUCCUUCCAAUCCGCAGGGACCUGAGCCGCACGGAUAUGCCUGAUGUGGGCUGUGUGCUGGUGACGCUGAGCGCCGAGUCUGUCACCUGACCGCACGUCUUACUUUAUAAAUGUUCAUGUCAUGCAGUUUUAGGAAAGAGCGACUCAUUGCGUGUUAAGGAGCCUGCAGUGUUUGUUGUGGUUUUUAAGCAUUUUAAGGUGUAAAUGUAAAGGCCUUUGUACAUAUUUUACAGGAAGCUGGAGUUUUAAUCCUGCUGUUGAUGUUUUAGUAAUCUGAAUGUACAAAAAUGACUGAUGAUAUAUCAAAAGAAACUGGUAAAUCCCCCUCUUUCCCCAUCUUUUUGUUUUAUUCUCACCCGAAGUGGUGGUAUUUCUGGAAAUCACCGGGUUCUCCAUUUGUGGACAGUAGGGGGUGCCAUUUCGUCUAAUGCUGAACAGUGGAUUUCUUUGAAAAAUGCUUUAAAUGCAAACAGUAAAAUACAGAAUUGUCUUCAAAAUAAAUUGUCUGGUUUAACUGGU